AAUUCAUUGUCGUUAUGGGUGAAACAACAUCUAUCAACUCUGCAAUUUCAAGUAACAGUUCGUUGUCUUUGGCAAGCACACAGGUUCAAUCACCAGAGAAACCAGUGAGACCGGCAUGGCUACUUGCAUCAUUCUCUGAAUCGACAACUUCUGGAUCUCGUAGAAUUUGUAGAAUCUGUCAAAUGCACGAGGGAGAUAUGGUUAGACCAUGUGAUUGUGCUGGAACGAUGGGUGAUGUGCAUGAGGAAUGUCUCACGAAAUGGGUAAACAUGUCAAACAAGAAAACCUGUGAAAUUUGUAAAUCUGAAUACACGAAUAGUGGUGCUCAGUUCAAGCCAAUCAAGCAGUGGAGUAAACCAAAAUGCUCAUUAAAUAAUAUUUUCCAUGUUCUGAUCAUAGUUCUUCUUGGACUUUUGAUUUCAUACGUGGUAAUUGUAAUGGAAGAACGAUGCUUUUACAAAAGAAUUAUUGAGAAGAAUAUGUAUGCUCGCCCAGAUGAUACUGGAAGAAUUUGUGUGAUUAUAAUUCUCUCCCUGGCAAUUCUCAACAACGUAUACACUCUGAUUGCUCAAUUCAUUCGCUACUUGAAGAGUCAACGUCAAAUUCGUUUCAUUAAUAAACAUUUAACAAUUUAAAUUCGAAUGAAGUGAUGUUUUGUC
Molecule: messenger RNA, 659 nt
Organism: Caenorhabditis elegans
Lineage: Eukaryota; Metazoa; Nematoda; Chromadorea; Rhabditida; Rhabditidae
Gene: marc-1
Product: RING-CH-type domain-containing protein
Exons: 4
Coding region: 15-635 (206 amino acids)
Cellular component (GO): membrane
Molecular function (GO): zinc ion binding
Source: RefSeq, marked reviewed